UUUAAAUUAGAGGAUAUGUUAAAAUACUAGAAAAUGGUUAACUGAAGACUUUAAAAGUUGUAGAAUAUAUUAAAAAGGAAAACAUGAAGAUGGUUGCAUGAUUUUAUUCAGAUAAAUUCAAUUACGAACAGAAAAAAUUACACAUCAAAAUGUCACACAAAUGUUAGAAACAUCAGGAGCAACUUUGGUUCUACUUAAAAUUAUCAUAAAAUGAAUACUUUGGAUUUGUUUAUUUUGAUAUGGAGCUUUUUGGUACAAUUAACUUUUGUUGCAAGGAAUCUGGUAACAACUCAACCAUCACAAACCACUCUAAUUUACAUACCACAAACGUGUCUACCUGCUUCAAUUACAAUUUGUGAAGGCUCAUCUGAAACUAUACAGUGUCCAGUAAAUUCAUUGAUAAAAAUUCAAAGUGCCAUAUAUGGUCGUAAUAGCAGUAGCAUAUGUACAUCAUCUUACGUAAGUUCUGCUUCAGAGUUAAAUAUUUGCAUAUCUCCAAAAACUGUAACUGAACUUGUCCAGCAACGGUGCAACAACUCCAGUAACUGCUCUGUUCAAUCUAACAAUGCUGAAUUUACUGAUCCGUGUUCAGGAAUUUACAAAUACACUGUUGUUAACUACAGUUGUUUUUUUGAAGCUGCUUGGUCGCAGUGGAGUGAUUGGGGAAUUUGUAAUGUUUCUUAUGGAUAUAUAAUUAGAACAAGAGAAUGCAAUAAUUCCAUUGAUGUAUCUAGGUGUUGCGGUAACAACUCUGAAGUUAAACCAUGCUUUGUAUAUUGGGGAGAAUGGAGCAUUUGGUCACUUUGUGAUGCUUCUUAUGGAUAUGGAUUUAUGAACAGAACUAGACAGUGUAAUGCAACAAAUAUCAAAGACUGGUGUCCUGGUAACAACCUUGAAGUUCAUGAAUGUUUUGAAUCAAAUUGUUACAUCACCUACAGUGCUGGAUUUAAUGAAUCAAAUAUUCUUAGGUGGUGUUCUGGCAACAACUCUGAAUGCUUUGCUAAAUGGUCAGUCUGGAGUGAAUUCUCUACGUCUUGUGGGGCAGGUUACAGAAGAAGCUAUUUAAUUUUAGAAACAACAGCAAGUUCAGUUUUUCGAGAUCAAAAUUGUGAUAUAGGAGACUGUCCAGUGGAAGGAAUGUGGGGAGCCUGGUCGGAUUUAAAAUGCUUUAAAUCAUGUGGUAGUGAAAUUAAAACUAUUAAAAGAAGUUGUGACAAUCCCUAUCCAUUAUUUCAUGGUAGAGGUUGUAUUGGUAUUAGCGCUUACAAUAGUAGCUGUGACGAUAAUACAAUUUGCGCAGUAAAUGGGCAAUGGUCAUUUUGGUCGUCUUGGUCAGCAUGCAGUCAACCAUGUAAUGGGGGUGUUAAAUCAAAAUUCCGCAGUUGUUCUAAUCCAACUCCUAAGUAUGGUGGUCUAAAUUGUAAUGGAAAAAGUAAAAAAUUUUAUAAAUGCAACUUGCAAAAAUGCCAAAGUAAAAAUGUUAACUUGGCUAUCAAUUUUUUGGAUGAAGAUUUUAUCAAUUCCUAUAUUAUGCUAUCAGAGGGUAGAUCAGAUCUAAAAGAUAAAAUAAAGCUAGCAAUAACCAAACUUUAUAGUGAUCGAAAAGUAAAUGCAUCUUUUAAUAUUGUUCUGAAUUCUGUGAAGGAACAGGAAGAUUAAAUUGGGUAUUUAAAUAUAUUGCGAUAUAGAGAUGGUUUCGAUUGCAGCAAAAUAAAGCUUAGCUAAAUUAUCUUUGACAUUACACACACACACACACACACACACACACAGACACACAUACACACACACACACACACACACACACACACACACACUUUAUUAUUUAUAUUAAAAAUCUACUUCUCUUUAUAAUUUAUAAUUAUAAUGAACAAUAAAUGUAAGGAAAAAUGAUUCUCUUUUUUUUUUUAUUCAAAAUUUGAUAUAGCUUAAUGUAAUAAAAUUAGUGUAUACAGAGGCAAUUUUACAGGUGUGUGUGUGUAUGGUGCGACACUCCCCCAAAGAUUUACGAGUAGUUAAAGAAAACUCUAGUUGGUUUUUUGAUAAAUUUUGCUGGUAUUUUAAUAAAUUUCAGUUAAGUGGUAUUUUAAUAAAUUUCAGUUAAGUUUUUUUGAAUUUUUUUUUGUUAUAUAUAUAUAAAUGGAGCCAGUCUGUAUUUUUAAAUAACUAAUCGUCCCCUCCUUAUUUCGUUUGUAGAAUCACUUUUAAGCGUGUUAUGUAGAGUUUAUUAUUGUAACUUGUUAGAGUUUUUUAAAAUUGAAGAUGAUUAUGAUUCA
This is a messenger RNA of Hydra vulgaris (swiftwater hydra), 2273 nucleotides long. The record is from RefSeq and is a predicted model, not a curated record. NCBI's taxonomy places the organism in Eukaryota, Metazoa, Cnidaria, Hydrozoa, Anthoathecata, Hydridae.